This is a messenger RNA of Fulmarus glacialis (Northern fulmar), 1558 nucleotides long. RefSeq names its product nucleolar protein 9 (gene NOL9). The transcript has 10 exons. The record is from RefSeq and is a predicted model, not a curated record. The annotation marks the transcript as partial. Lineage: Eukaryota; Metazoa; Chordata; Aves; Procellariiformes; Procellariidae. Gene Ontology annotation, biological process: cleavage in ITS2 between 5.8S rRNA and LSU-rRNA of tricistronic rRNA transcript (SSU-rRNA, 5.8S rRNA, LSU-rRNA). Gene Ontology annotation, cellular component: nucleus. Gene Ontology annotation, molecular function: polynucleotide 5'-hydroxyl-kinase activity.
AGGCGCGGGUGAAGGUGAUGGCGCGGUUCUCGCCGGAGUGCGCCGUGGUGCUGCUGGAGCACCUGGACCCGCCAGCGCCACCGAAAAAGGAAGAACCCAGCUUCACACCAGAAGAUGCAGUUCUGGCAUCUGUUGGCAUCGUGAAGUGUAGCCCCGACCGCGGGCUGCUGGUGUCAGAGAGCAUGUUCCUGGCCCUGGAGGAGCUGAUCCAAGCAUGCUGUGCGGAAGAUGAAGGUGUCCCCAUGGUUCUGGUGUGCGGCCCAAAAAACACUGGGAAAUCGACAUUUAACAGAUACCUGAUUAAUCUGUUACUGAAUCGCCUUCCCUCAGUUGAGUAUAUGGAAUGUGACAUAGGUCAAACCGAAUUUACGCCGCCUGGAUGCGUGUCUUUAAGUAACAUAACAGAGCCAAUUCUUGGUCCACCGUUCACUCAUCAGCAAACACCACGUAAGAUGGUGUAUUAUGGACAGACUAGUUGUGAGCAGGACACGGAAAGAUACCUUGAUGUCGUGAAGUACGUGUUCAGCUCCUAUAAGAAGGAAGUGCCUUUAGUCAUCAACACCAUGGGCUGGGUGAAAGGUGAGGGGUUGCUGCUUCUGAUAGAUAUCAUUCGGCUGUUGUCACCCAGUCACAUUGUUCAGAUGGAUGUGUACGACUGGAAGGCCAUGGCUCCGCUCACCCCAGAGUACGUUCAUCUCACUCCUGGCCUGUACACCAAAGGCAAACAGCAAGCCAAAUGCAAGCAGAUGGGUACAAGUGGAGUGGAGAACUGGAAGCCCUCUGAAGGGGAGGGAGAUGCAUUGGCUCCCGAGUAUAAGUUGCUGUACGUCCAUCCAGAAUUCCCUCGAGCAGGGGUUGCAGGUGAAGCGCGAGUACAUAGCGGCAUCUUGCGUGACAUGUCCAUACUGGGUUACCUGGGUCAGCUGCAGUCCCCAGACGUAGGGGCAGUGCUUCCGCUGCACGGUCUUGUGCCAUAUCAGGUACCUUUCAGUGCUGUUGCACUCAGGGUUAUUCACACCGAUGUUGCGCCUACCAAUAUCAUGUAUGCAGUGAAUGCCAGCUGGGUCGGGCUCUGCAGGAUACCGGAUGAAAUUAGAUGCCAAACGGACGGGCCAGUCUUGCUGACACAGACACCGGUCUGUGAUUGCCUUGGCUUCGGAAUUGUCCGUGGGGUUGAGAUGGAGAAGAAGCUUUACCACGUUCUGACGCCAGUGCCUCCGGAGAACCUGAGACUAGUAAAUUGUCUGCUCCUUGGAAAUAUUGCUGUCCCAAACUGCGUUCUUGUGGGCCAGCAAGGAGUUGAGGGAGAGAUCCCCUAUGUCACAUCCGAUUAUAACUACAGCAUCUUGGGGUCUGGAAAGCUGAAAAAGAAGAAGCAUUUCAAGAGGAGGGAGUACGCGUUCGAGUGUGAUUAUGCCUAAAGCCUUGGGGACCUUGGACCGUGGGAUUUGUUUCGUAAGGAGACUGGCCAGAGCCAGGUGUGGUCACAGAAGCUCUGGGUGCUACAGAGCUCUGAGAGAUGCUGGGCAGGUGUCCGGUGUAGGUACUACAGCAUGUC